UUAAAUCACACAGAGCUCUACCGACUCUCAGUUUGCAUCCUCCUCUCCUUUGCUCACUCGCUCUCAGCUCCUUCUGUCUCUCUCCUCCUCUCUGCAUCUACCAGUUGCUUCCUCUAUCAACCUUGCGAGGACUCUCGUGACGGGUUUUCCUCUGAACAUCUGCAGCAGCUUUUCACCUACAAAGAAAUAAAAACUUUUUUCUCCUUUCCAAAACCUGCAAGACACUAAAACCCAACUGUCACCAUGGAAGCCAUCAAGAAGAAGAUGCAGAUGCUGAAGUUGGAUAAGGAGAAUGCCAUCGACAGGGCAGAACAAGCUGAGUCCGACCAGAAGGCAGCAGAGGAUAAGUGCAAGCAGCUUGAGGAUGAGCUGCUCGCUCUGCAGAAGAAACUGAAGGGAACAGAAGAUGAGCUGGACAAGUACUCAGAGGCCUUGAAGGAUGCUCAGGAGAAACUGGAACUGUCGGAGAAGAAGGCCACAGAUGCCGAGGGCGAUGUGGCAUCCUUGAACCGCAGGAUCCAGCUGGUGGAGGAGGAGCUGGACCGCGCUCAGGAGAGACUGGCCACAGCCCUACAGAAGCUGGAGGAGGCUGAGAAGGCUGCAGAUGAGAGUGAAAGAGGCAUGAAGGUGAUUGAGAACAGAGCCAUGAAAGACGAAGAGAAGAUGGAGAUUCAGGAGAUGCAGCUCAAAGAGGCCAAGCACAUCGCUGAGGAGGCUGACCGCAAAUACGAGGAGGUUGCCCGUAAACUGGUCAUCCUCGAGGGUGAGCUGGAGAGAGCAGAGGAGAGGGCAGAAAUUGCUGAAAUCAAGUGUGGUGACCUAGAGGAAGAGCUGAAGAAUGUCACCAACAACCUGAAGUCUCUAGAGGCUCAGUCUGAUAAGUACUCUGAGAAAGAAGACAAAUAUGAGGAGGAGAUCAAAGUCCUGAGUGACAGACUCAAGGAGGCGGAGACCCGUGCAGAAUUUGCAGAAAGGACAGUGGCUAAGCUGGAAAAGUCCAUAGAUGACUUAGAAGACGAACUGUACACUCAGAAGCUGAAAUACAAGGCUAUCAGCGAGGAGCUGGAUAAUGCCCUCAAUGAUAUGAACACCUUGUAAACCUUGCAUUUGGCUCGUGAUGUUUUCACUUUCCCUGUUGUCUCCUUGCCUGAUUGGAAGCACUUUGUCUUUUCUGCCUUUCCUUUUGUUUCUCGUUUUCCAUUAAACUAAAAGCUCAAUAAAGAUAUUUUCUCU
Molecule: messenger RNA, 1233 nt
Organism: Scomber scombrus (Atlantic mackerel)
Lineage: Eukaryota; Metazoa; Chordata; Actinopteri; Scombriformes; Scombridae
Product: tropomyosin alpha-1 chain-like
Exons: 9
Coding region: 244-1098 (284 amino acids)
Biological process (GO): muscle contraction; actin filament organization
Cellular component (GO): actin filament
Molecular function (GO): actin filament binding
Source: RefSeq, a predicted model, not a curated record